ACCGGGAGUUCUGCCGCAUUCGUGCAACGCAUGAUUCAGAAUUUCUCAUGCAAGAACAAAGAAUAAAAUCAAAAAUUCAAAUCACAUAAUAAAAUAAGUUUUGAGCACAUAGGAAAUAGUCUGAAAUCUUGGGAAGAUAAGCUCAUAACUACAUAUCGUCACAUUAAAAGGAAUUGUCAAGCAUUUGUUUUUUAGUAUAAAACCUCUGACUGAGGAUGCAACCUAAUACCUGGAGCAGAGUUGGGUCUCGAGUGGCGAAAUUGGGACUGGAAAGCUGGGCGAAAAGUGACAUCCCACGUAAAUCAUCAGUAGCAAAUGUACUGUUCUCACGACCUGGGACCUUCACUAACAACCAGUCAGUCGAAUGUUUCAAGCAGCUACAUACGAGCGCAGGGGUUCUAAACACGAACCAAUUUGAGGCCAGAUCUCCAGCUGAAAGGACAUCUGGUACAGGUCCAAAAGGACAGCCAGCACCCAGUCGUGUGGAGAAAACUGUGAAUCACAUCACUCUGAUGGGUCGCGUGGGUGCAGAUCCUCAAAUGAGGGGAACAACAGAACAUCCUGUUGUCGUCUUCUCAAUGGCAACCCAUGCAAAUUACAACUACCAGAGUGGAGAAAUGUUGCAGAAAACGGAUUGGCAUAGAAUCUGCGUUUUUAAGCCAUAUUUGCGAGAUACUGUGUACAAAUACAUGACGAAGGGUCAACGGGUCUACAUCACUGGUCGAAUUUCAUAUGGAGAAAUUAACGACGAUCAAGGAAAGGCCCAUAUGACAACCAGCAUUAUUGCAGAUGAUGUGAUUUUCAUUACAGAUUCACGAAGCAAGCAAGCUCCUCCUACAGAUGCUUAGUGAAUAUUAUGUAGUGCCUACAUUACUAGCAUUUAAUUAGAUAUACGUAUGCUAUUAGUAGUAUUUGUCCUGCUUUUUAAUGCUGUCUUUUUGAGCACUUCCUAUUUUUCAUAAGCUCAGAAAACUUGCGCAGAAAAUGCAAAUAAAAAUCUUUUUCAACAA
Molecule: messenger RNA, 1010 nt
Organism: Folsomia candida
Lineage: Eukaryota; Metazoa; Arthropoda; Collembola; Entomobryomorpha; Isotomidae
Gene: mtSSB
Product: single-stranded DNA-binding protein, mitochondrial
Exons: 5
Coding region: 216-848 (210 amino acids)
Biological process (GO): mitochondrial DNA replication; positive regulation of helicase activity
Cellular component (GO): mitochondrial nucleoid
Molecular function (GO): single-stranded DNA binding
Source: RefSeq, a predicted model, not a curated record